Molecule: messenger RNA, 1553 nt
Organism: Cannabis sativa
Lineage: Eukaryota; Viridiplantae; Streptophyta; Magnoliopsida; Rosales; Cannabaceae
Exons: 2
Coding region: 6-1457 (483 amino acids)
Source: RefSeq, a predicted model, not a curated record
CCUCCAUGGAUGCCAUCCUGGAACGGCUGGCUGGGGUCCAUACUCCGGUGGCUCCUCCGUCCUUCCCCCCUUCUCCCCCGGCCCCUUCCUUGAAGGUUUCUUCCGGCGCUCCUCCCGAAACCAUCGACUUGGUGGAUGACGAGGAGGUGCUUCCGGGAGAAGGCCAGGGGAAAGGGCGGGACUUCUCGGAGGAAGCCGCCGAGGGUGCUGGAGACCCUCAAGCUCUCCCAGUGGUAGCAGAGGAGGACGAGGAGGAGUCUGAAGUGGCUCUGACCCGCAAGCGCAAGGGCAAGAUGAUCGCCCAAGACGAACCGAAGAGGCCUCGGAGGGCCGAUACUCCCGCUCAUGGCCUAGACGGCGGGGUGUCUCCGAUGGAGGAAAAUCCUGCUCCUCCUCGCAUUGAACUUACCCCGAUUCCGGGGGAUGAGGCAAGGCAGGAGCUUCGCAUAGCCAAGCACAACUACGCUAUGGACGAGUACUCCCGGGGAUAUGCCGAUGUGGAGGCCCUUAGGAGAAUUCUGCGGGCGGAGGUUGAGGCGAGCAUUAACCAUCCGGACUAUCAUGAUCCGUGGAACCUCAACCUGGAUCCUUUGGCGGACUGGUUCCGUCCCCUCCUAGGGCCCACUCUGGCUCCUUUUGCCGCGGAAAUGACCGGUGAGUUCGCUUCUCAGCUUACACGCUGUGCGCCCAAGCGGUUUGCCACUUGCGCUUCCCUGAACUCUAUCUUCCAAGUCCAGGACCUCAGCCAUUCCCUCACAGUGCUUGCAGCUGAGGCUGGUCGCCUCUCCAAGAACAUCAUAAGCCAUGGCUUCGCUCUGUCCGAUUUUGGGGACAUGAACGACGUCAAGAAGGUCCUCCAAGACCUUACUGCGGAGAGGCAGAUCUACCAGGAGGCCGCCGAACGCCAGGAAGCAGCGGCCACGGCUAAGGAAGAGAGGGCCAAGGCCAGGGAGGAGGAGGCCAUCCGGAGGGAAGCUCAGGCGGAGGACAUGAUCCAGGCCGAGGCCCAGCGGAGAGGCAGGAUGGAGGCCCAUCAUCAGGAGGAGUUAAGGGCUCAAACCGAGGCUGCCGAGAAGGCUAGGCGGGACCUUCGGGAGGCCAGGGAGGCUUUGGACGAAAUGGCCGGCAAGGUGAGGUCUCUAGAGGAGACUCACCAGUCGGAUAUUGAAUCCAAGGCCGCUCUGGCUGCGGAGUUGAAGGAGCUUCGGGACUAUAAAGAUCAGUCUAUUAGGAAGGCCAAGAGGGCCGAGCUCCUUUCUCCCGUCUCCUGCGCCCGGUGCCCGAAGCGCUUUGAUGAUGGUGUCUACAUGGCUUGGGCCACCAACGAUCAGAGUAUCAAGCUUUCUUUCUACCCCAAACCCGAGGACAUGAUUGCCAAAUUUCGGGAGAAGAAGAAGAGACUUGAUGCUGAGCUUGAGGCACGGAUCGGACCUCGUCUUCCGCCACGGGCUGACUGAGCUGCCCUAUUAUUGACCCAGAUUGUACCCGUUCUUUUCAUAACUCUUUUUUUUUUCUUUGUACACACUUGCUGCUGCCUUAGAACAGUUUACUUA